UAUUGAGCAGUAAAAUGGUUUAUAAUGAAAAGCGCGCCAAACACACAGCUGAGAUGCAUAGUAUUGGAAUCAAACUUGUAUUUCUCUAUGUAUAACCUAAGCCUUUUAAAAUAAUCCCUACAGUACACAUAAAUACCCAUAUACAAACCAUAAAACCUACAAGUCAGACUACUAUAAAUACACGCUGAAAUAGGUGGUCAUGACGUAUUGUACAGUUGAGGGGUGAGGCUAAUCAGGAAACAUGGCUGACAGGUGAGGAUCAGCUGAUGGCGGCAACUACUGGUGGAGAAAAAAGAUGAAAAUAAUGACUUAAGCUCGCCUCCCCAGAGUGCUCUGAGCCUCUCCUUCCCGACAAGCAGAGGUGCAGCAUGGAGGGAGAGAAGUUGGCUGAGUUCAUCUCCCACACUCAGGCUGAUCCCAUCUUGGCACGACAUGUCCUGCAGAGUGUGAACUGGGAUGUGGAGGCUGCAGUUCGCUUAUUUUCGGUGCUACGAGGGGCUAGUCCCGCCCACCACUCAGGAACAGUACGGUCAGCUCCUUCCAAAUUCCCCCCCUCAGCCAAGCCACCUGUUGCACCUAAGCCAGUUUUUGAUCACAAACCAAACCAGGACACCAUGCGUCUGCUGGCUGACACGAGGGGGCAGGGAGGGCCCAAGCUGGCACCACUGCCGCCCCCAAGAGCCAGGAAGAUGGGAGCGCUGCCUAAGAUACACCAGGAGGGCCCUGCAGCACCCCCCGGCCUGCCCCCUGUGGCCCAGGAGGUGCUGCCCAUCACCACCCUCCUCUCGGAGCCGUACCACCCGAGGAACGUCAGCUCUGUGCGGUCCAACAACCUCCCGCCCAUCCAGAAGACAUGCCAGAUGGACUUCUGCUCCUCCUCCUGCCCUGCUGCACCCCCCUCCAUGCCCAGCCUGACCAAACCCAAAGCCCAGAGUAGCAAUGCCAAAAAUGCUCUGCUCAUUGAGAAGGUCAGAGGCACCACCGUGAGUCUGCAGGAGGGACAGAAGACUUCACUGCACCAACACCACCACAACACCUCCAUCACUUCUUUACCGCAGCACCGCACCGCCACCAGCACCACCACCACUACCACCGCUGCCGUCGUCGCUGCCGCCGCCACUGCUACCGCCACGGCAAUAGACCCGUCUCACAUCACCAUCAACAGUAGCUGCAUCAUCUCCAUCAACAACCCCAACAAUAACAACACCACCAGAAACAAUAAUAUCAUUUACCCUGACCAGUACUCAGCCUCUAGUGACUCAGGAAUGCCCCCCAAGCCCUCCCAGGCCUCAGCCACUCACACAACGAACAACCCUUACAGUUACUCCCCUCAUCCGGCCUCUAGAGACUCCCCACCUCACACACUGUCACCUGCUGUGCCUUCCACCACCCCUUCAUGCAUCAUUAUCCCCUCAACACCACCCAAGGAGACCCAGGAGACACAGGAGAAGAUGCACCUGAAGGAGACAAAACUAGUGGUGAAGAACUCCAGAGAGGCUCCUGAGAAUGCAAGGAAAAGUCUGAGAGCUGUGGAAGAGGGAGUAGAAGGGGCAGGAAGCAACAGUUCCGGGCCGUCAUCCCUGUCGGCUCCCUGCUCCCCUGCAAAACCCCUUCUGCGCAAGACUGAGGCGGUGGACCUCGAGGAGUACGAUUACUACAAAAAACUCAGUAGAGGAAUCUCAAAAGCAACAGACAACGUGAAUCUGGUGUCCAAGGCUCGCUCAGAGUUUGCACAAGAGAUCUGGGAGGCCAUUGAUGCCAGCCGCACUCCCAUCUUCAUUGAGACACCAGUAUUCACCUUCACCUUGCCGGACCUCAGCAUAUACUCGGAUGAGUUCCGAAUGUUCCUGGAGCGUGACCUGAUAGAGACAUCAACGCUGGUCUCCUUGGAGGGUGCUGGGCGCCUCAACUGGUGGGCGCUGGUCGGGGCGUCGCAGCGGCUGUGGCCCCUCGCUACCACUGGGGAUGGGAACUGUCUCCUGCACGCUGCCUCUCUCGGCAUGUGGGGCUUUCACGACCGGCUUUUAACGCUCCGCAAGGCUCUUCAUGAAUUCCUGACCAGAAGCCAAUUCAGUCGACCCUUGUGGAGGAGGUGGAGGUGGCAGGUGACACAGCAGAACAGGGAAACAGACCUGGUGUACAGUGGGGAGGAGUGGGAGUCAGAGUGGGCCAAUGUGCUGCGCCUUGCCUCCAGUGCACCCCGGGGAGGGAAGGAGACCACCGGGGAGGCGCCACAGGACUCUGAACACAGACUCAGUGCUCAUGACAACUCCAAUGGGAAAUCGUCCUCAUGCAAAAGACUCAGCAAUGGGUUUCAGAGUGAGCAGAAUGAGGACUGUGCUGGCCGGGUGUACGAGAGCCUGGAGGAGAUCCAUGUGCUGGCACUGGCCCAUGUGCUGCGGCGGCCCAUCAUUGUGGUGGCCGACCUUACCCUCAAGGAUGUGAGUGGGGAGCCUCUUGCCCCGAUACCCUUUGGGGGGGUGUACCUUCCCCUGGAGUGCCCCCCCAGUGAGUGCCAGAGGUCUCCACUGCUCCUCACCUAUGAUGCCGCUCACUUCUCCGCCCUGGUGGUCAUGGAGACACAGGCUGAGUGCAGUGCCUCUCAGCUUCCUGCUGUCAUCCCCUUGACUGACUGCUGCCAUGAGUUGCUGCCUAUCCAGUUUGUGAUUGAUCCCGGAGAGGACUUUGUGUGGGGGAAGGAUGACCUUGACCCAAACGUGAUCCAGAAAGUUACCAUCACCACCCAUGACAAGAUAGGCCUCCUUAACGAGUACCUGGAUGUGAUAAAGGUGGGCAUCCCACCAUCUUACUUGGAGGCAUGCCAGGCAGUGGAUGAGGCAGAGUCCCCUGAGAACUAUCACCCAGAAAUUGAGAAGAAAUCAUCAGAAUCCAGCUUUGACUCAGAUGAGGGUCCUCCAUAUACAGACGGCAUGGUGGGACUCUUCCCCAGCAAAAGCAAGGCGUCCAAACAACUGCAGACGGUAGCAAAGCAGUUUGGGAGCAUUGGCAAGUCCAUGUCCAAGAAGAUUAAAAAGAACUUUGGCACACUGUCCAAGUUGGGACGCACGGGGUCAUUCAGGAAGCGGGAUGAGUACGUGAAGACCUGCAGCUUGGCCAGGAGUAGUCGCAUGCCCAAGAUAUCCACACACCAGAACUUCAUCUUGGCAGCGGAGAUCCACACAGAGAAACGCCAUGCUUACCAGGAGGAGAUGGUGCGUAACUACCUCAACAAUGCGCGCCGCAGGUUUGAGAAGGAUAUGGAGGUGCGACGGCGGCAGGAGGAGGAGGUGCGGCAGCUUGAGAAGGAGCAGUUAGAGCGGCAGGCUGAGGUAGAGGGUCCAGUACAGUGCAUCAAUUUGGGCUGCAACAUGUAUGGUACAGCCCUCACAUCAUACAUGUGCUCCACCUGCUUCUCCAAACAGCGGGAGCAAGAACAGGAGUACAAGCGUCAGGCAUCCUCCUCCUCAUCCUCCACUACUUCAUCCACAACCAACAACCUCAACUCCCCCAAGGCCCAGCAUCCGAAGAUGUCUGAGGGGCCGCAGUAUGGUGCGGGAAAGUCCAAGUUUUAUGCAGAGUUGGAUUCCACUGCAGCGGGAGAAGCCAGCAAGAUCCCUGUCCACCAGGCACUCUCCACCAGAAAGGAUGGAACGCUCUACCUCUCCAACUCCACCUUCUACAACGACGUGCCCUCCGUCCUGAGCUACAACAUGGCCAAGAGUCAGGCGGUGGGAGAUGAGCCAGAUGUCGGCCAGACUCUUCCAGCUAAGGGGGAGUCUACCAUGAAGGUCACAGCUCCUUCAGUCACUUCCCUUGCCAGUCAGAGUGGUAUUGGUUUCACCCCUGUGGCAAUAGAUGAGGUUGGGAUCAGCAUGAGAGGAGAAGAAAGAUCAGAGAGCCCAAGCCAGCCUUGCCUCACCAGAGAUUGUAAGUUCUAUGGGAGCUGCUCCACAAGUGGCUACUGUUCGCGCUGCUUCCAGAAUGCUGGCUCCAGGAACGUCAUGGUGCAGCAAAUCAAGUCUGUCCAGCUCUAAAUGCCCCAGUGUGCUUUUUUCCCAGUGAGCCAGCCAGCCAGACAGCCAACCAAGCAGCCAGCCAAGCAGCCAGCCAGCCAGCCAGCCAGCCAACCAACCAGACCUUGCCCAUGUGUGUGUGUGUGUGUGUGUGUGUGUGUGUGUGUGUGUGUGUGUGUGUGUGUGUGUGUGUGUGUGUGUGUGUGUGGGGUCCUCCUUGUGGCUUUCUGUGUGCCUAUGAAUCCUGUGUAAAGAAACAUUUCUGAGCACACUGUUUUCUAGUCAUAGUGGUGUUGUCUAGUGGUUUGUGUCUAGGAGUGGAGAUGGUGGCAGGAAUGGUGGAGAUGGCAGGGGAGUUAACAGUGGUGGAGGCUGUGGAUUAGACAGUCAGUGGUGGUAGUUCUCUCAUCCUGACCAGCAGAAGGUAGAUGUGCCUUGAUGCUUGGGGCGUGGGUCUCACUUACAUAGAGAUGUGGAGGAUGACUGUAGGAGCAAGAAACUCUCAAAGUCAUUACUUCAAGGGAUUAAUGGUGUGAAUAAAAAAAGGAGUAAGUUAUCAUGAGUUUUUUGGUGACUUAGAUCUAGAUGCUGCUGUUGAGUCUUGUUUGUGGCAAGUUUUUAAAGGCACUAAAUGCUCUCACUGAGUGAGUGGAAGGCAGAGUAAGGGCCUUAUUUAGUAAUGGUUGUUUGGUCUGCCCAAUUUAUCAAAGGGCAUGUGAAAAGGUCACCACAUUAGGCCGAGGAUGACUCAAGGGUGCCUGCAAUAUAAGGGAUGGUGUUGGAAUGGAGUGUCCCACAUACAAGGCCCCAGUGUUCACUUGGUGCACUGUUGUCUACCUCCAAGUUAUGGUUACAUAUUCCUAUCCUAACUUUUUAUUACCAGUGCAUGAUUUUCCCAUCUUUGUUCACCAUAUCAGUCAAAUUGAUCCCAAGUGUUUUAUAAAUGUGAUCAGAAUUUAUGGUUUGCACUUGUGGUCUGGGUUUUGGUGGGCUGCUUGUAAAGUCUAUAUUUUCAUACUGUAUUUUACAGUUCAGUGUAGCCUAACUGUAGCUGCAGUGGCAGAAUGUUGUGACACGUGCACUGGGUAUGAGUAGUGUUUACCGUACAGGAGGAGACAGCUUCAGCAUGUGUGGAAUCUCAUAUAUACAUUACGUGCGUAAAAAAAAAGUGUUGCAUCACAUACUUAAAAACUCGUUCUCAAAAAAAGCUAACCAUGACAGCUUUAAUUGCUUUAAUUUUAUAACUGAUAUAUAAGUGACUCAUUGGAUAUACGUCAGCCUCCUGUAGCCAGGUGUGUGCUCAGUCCUAGUGACACCACACACCUGCUCCAAGGAGGCUGUGUCCGUGUUAGGGAGGAGCACCUGUCGGUCACCUGCUCAUAACAGCCAUCUGUGGUGGUCCGUGUCGCUCCACUGGGUGUGUGUAGGCUCGGUGUGAUAUCACAGGUAACUGUAUUUUUAAUACAGCUUCUUCCAUUUCAUAAAACUUUAUAAAUAUUUUUGAAUGAUCGAGUGUACAACUCUUUUUGUACAAAAUAUUUAUUUUCAACUGUACAGCACGGACUUAUGUACUGUAAAUAUCUACUUGGUAAGAACAAGUAGAUUUUGUACAAAUUUAAUUUGUUAGAUGAUUCAUCACAGGAAAAUAUGUAGAUUGAGUUAGCUGCACCUUACUCUUUCUUCUCAACUUUUGAUGUGGCUUGUGUAAGGGUUCACAAAACUCCAGCAGGAGUUCAUUACACUAGUAUGGAGUUGUUAUGUAAGUCACCUCAAUACUGCUGACCCAAGGCAGCACAAGGAGCCUUGGCAGCACGGUAAAACAAGAGGCAAUAAUCUUGUGUUCGUGUGGCACCGCGUCACUUUUAGGUAAUGAAAUUUUGACUCGAUUCACUGUUAUGUCUCUUUUUGUUCUACUUACCGAAAAAGAAUGCUGAGUGUUUACUAUCAUUUGUGGCUUCCUAGUGUUAUCACCAUAUACAUGUUGCCUGUAUAUUUUGGAGUAUGUCUUAGUUGAGUUACCAGGAGUGUAAACUUCAGCCUAUCUGGUCAUUAUUGGUAGAUCCUUUGUCAUUUGUCUACAUUCCCUUCCUAGGUUGUGCAGUGUUCCUGUUGAUAUGUCCUGUCUGCAUAUGUUUCCAGCAACAGAAUCACUUUAUUGUUCAUACUUCUAGGGAAAAUCAUUAUGCUUCUAUCUCAGUUGUAUUCAUUUGUUCAUUAUGACAAACAAGAAUCUCUCUUAGUUGUCACUUUUAGCAAUUAUUUUUAUUUGACGUCAAAUUUCUGUUUAGAAUAUUCUCCUUGUCCACAAUUAUGAGUAUUUGUUGAGUGUCCAUCUCAUGAUAAAAGCUCCAAGCCUGAAUGACAUGCAUUAGAGCUGCUGCAGCAUUAGGCUGAAGUAAUUGGUUCCUUGUUGCUGUAUGGCAGGCUGAGGAGCAGAGGUGUUGGUGUGUUCAUGGACAGUAACAUCUCAUUCCUUCAAACUUCCUUGAUGUGAAUGUAAAUGUAAGUGAUUUCCUGAUUCUGGAAUAUUUCCUAUAAAGGGAUAUCAUAAAUCAGUCAAAUCUUCACCAAUAGAUUUGUGUCAUAUGAACUUUGCUGUGAUAACUUUUUGUAGUCAUAUCUGUUUUUUAUUUUCUUUUUUCCCAUUAUUAUUAACAGUGUGCAGUGCCCAAGUCAGCUGGUUAAGUUUGUCCUGCCAUGCUCAGUUACAGCUCAGGAAGACAUUAGUAUUUGUUAGCUGCCUGCCAAGCGAGAUGUAAGAUGUGCGUGUGCAUGUGGUGAUGUUACUUGUCGCCUCAUUCAAUAUGACAAGAGGUGUGCAUUUGUGGUGACAGUUUCAGACUCACCAGAGAGGCUCAUGUAGCAGAAAAUUUUUUCAGUACAAGUGUGAGGCGGCUAUGAAGCGAGUUAAUUGGGUACCUGUUUUGGAUUACUGUGACAUGAAUUGGUAAAGUUGGCUUAAAGCAAUGUGUAAUCAUGAAAUUGGGAUAGAUGCAGAUUUUUUCAAUUCUUGCAAUUAUUACUAUAGUAAAUUUACAGUUUUCAUGGUAUACAAAAUCUAUACUGGGGGUAUAGGAUAUAGUUUAGAUAUCAGAGUGAAGCAUAGAGGGCACUGCAGUAGUUUUUUUUAUAGAUGUUAGAAUAGAAAGAUACUUUGGGUGUUGGUGGAGAACUUUCACCUGCUAGACCUGUGAAAAGCUUUACAUUCGUUUGUUACGUUCAGUAGUAUGACAAAAAAAACAUAGGUUCAGUUUUAUUGGUGCAUCAAUGAAUGAGAUUUUACUGUCCACAGCAGCAUACAUUUAUUGCCUUGAAAGCCAUGCAGGCAGAUAUUCAAGAGCUUGGUGAUGCAGCCUGGUUGUGAAGCAUCCUGUAGUUACACCAUGUUCAAGGACAAACCGAGUAUUGCAGAUGGAGUGCAUAAAGGAUUGGAGAGUCCCUGAGUUUAUGUAGUAGUCAGUACCAUAUUAUUAUUUUCUAGUGAUAUACUUUAAGUCACCUGCAAGCCAACUCCAGGCUGUGGUCUUGGCAACAUCUUGGGAUGGGUGGCGUCUUAGUUAGAUUCUCCAGGUGAGGGGAAAUAACAAGCUGUGAUCUGUGGUGUUUCAGAUCUUUGAACUGGUAAUCUUGAGUCUGAUCAUCUGCCUGCGAGGUGAUUGAUAUUCUUAUACUUUAUGUAGAAAAUACCGAGUACUUUAUUUAUCCAUAGAGAAAUUGUUGAUUAUUAUUAGGGUUAAGAUGUGUAUAUUGUACUAUGGCAUAAGUCAUUCACCAUUUUCAUACGUGAACUGGAAGCAAACUAUUUAUACAAUGAAUUUUAUAAGAAUGCAUGAAACUAUAUCAUAGGGAAUAUUCUUGAUGUAUUUUCUUUAAAAUGAUUUAUUUUCUGAUGUGGAACUCCUAACUAAUUGCUAGUCACGUCAUGCUGUCAGUCGCCUUACUUGUACCACUGUGCCCCGGCCAGCACCGUGCCCCGGCAGCACCACCGUGUAGUUGUCUGCUGCAGUGCUGUACACAAAUGCACUGUAGUGACUGAAGGCAUAGCAUAUAACAGUUCAUUACUCUAGAACGCAUACAUAAAGCCGUACCCAGGCGUUGUGUAUGUACCUGUGUGCCCUGUAUAUAUGUACAGGUUUUGCAUAUGUACAUAAGAUACACUCGCAGACCUCAAGAUACACACCAGAAUGCUUUGUAUUCAUAGAUUUAUCAGUGGUGAAUUUGAUACAAACCUGAUUUACAGGUUGACAUUGCUUUCAAUGUGUAAAUCUACUUAAAUCUUUUUUCAGUAAUUGAUGAUCACCUUUUUUAACUCCAUUAAUGUUUGCACUAAGAGAACAUUCAAUAUUUUCUGGUCUAAAUUGAUAGUUUCCAAGAGUGAGUACAGUCCAACACUAGCAGCACGCCAGUCCCUGCCUGCUUGGCUGAGGCUCUGCAGUUUGCACUUUUCUUGGCAAAACGGUGCUUGUUGAAUCACGGAAAAGCAUGUUUGUACAGUUCAUGCAGAGGAGCCAUGUGUGGCGUGUGCUGCACUGUGCCCUCACGGCCAGCAAGGUGCUGUCAGUCGGGGUUUAGAAUUACCGAUCACAGAGUUUUGUUGUGCCUUUCAUGUAAGUGAGGCUUAGCUCGUGUGCAGGGAAAAUAGGCCUUAAACUGGCGUGCUAUUGCCAGAUUGCGGACAUCGAGCCCAUGCAGAGAAAGGGAUUGGUGUAAAUAUUCAUGUUCACCAAGGUGAACAUUUUCUUCAAUAAACAGCAAACUUCAUCA
Messenger RNA from Scylla paramamosain (green mud crab), 8777 nucleotides. RefSeq names its product OTU domain-containing protein 7A-like. Lineage: Eukaryota; Metazoa; Arthropoda; Malacostraca; Decapoda; Portunidae. Bases 369 to 4034 code for a protein of 1221 amino acids. The transcript is spliced from 11 exons. Gene Ontology annotation, biological process: protein K11-linked deubiquitination; protein deubiquitination involved in ubiquitin-dependent protein catabolic process; protein K63-linked deubiquitination. Gene Ontology annotation, cellular component: cytoplasm; nucleus. The record is from RefSeq and is a predicted model, not a curated record. Gene Ontology annotation, molecular function: DNA binding; zinc ion binding; cysteine-type deubiquitinase activity.